AUGGGCACGUUCAAUAUCCCCUCCGAGGGGCUCGUCCUAAGACGGGACCCCAAGUCCAACACCCAGAGUAAACACACGACAGAGCCCACCCAGGUGAUCCGGUUGGACUUGGUUGAGUCCGUGACCAAGGACAUUCUUCGAUGCCUCAAAAGUAACGAGCAAGUUCGGUUCCGAUGUGGAAAAAGACCAGUGGUGCAGUUUGGCAAGAAAACCAUAACGCUGGAAAGCAGCGUCGAGACAUUCCCCACCGAGAUCUAUUCCAAGUCCGACGACGACACAACCCCUCUAUAUUUCACUGGCAAGUCAAGCCAUAGGCUGGAGGUCAGGAAAGCUGAAAAAGAUACCGCAAAGGCCGACGAGGCCUUGGCUACCCUGGAAAGCACCCUUAAAUCUAUACAGGAGGAACGAGCGUGGAAUGAGACGAGCUUGAAAGAAGACCUGAAACAAGCAGCAAGGAAAGAUGUGAAACCGUCACCCUUAUUAGGACAGGGCGCUGCUCUGAGGAAAGAUCAUCUGUUAGGAUCUUUGAACAGAUCUACGCCGGGGAGUCCUUUUCUGAGUGCCUCGUAUUCUCCCCGGCUUGGGCCUACCUCGGCCCCUUUGUCCUCUGGCAUGUCGACAAAGGAUCGAAUACGACUCGAUGCUAUUCGCGUGCCGCUCGUGCACCUUCUGGCUGUCCGGCCCAUGACACCAAAAGCGAUCUGUGACCAACUGCGCGCAACCAAGGACGACAUCGACAAACUGCUCGAUAAGGUGUCACGGGAGUCCAAAGCAGAGGAUGGGAAAAGGGAGUUGAAGGAAAAGAGUUACCGGGAAUUGGAUGUGUGGAAAUUCCAGUACCGCUCGCAGGAGGAGAGACAAGCAGCUAUCGAUCAUGCCAUCCAAGCUUAUGACAGGAUGAGGGUGGAGAAGAAAGACCCUCUCUGGCAACUUUUACUUCCCUCAGAGGAAAGGGGAAAGGGUAAGGUCUUGUCAAAGCUGAACUUUGACAAGCCAGUAUCCAGUCACACCACGCCCAGGCCUGACCGUCCGAAUGAGGACGGCAACGAGGUUAAAAAUGAGGUGUCAGAUCGAGAUCAUGGUAAGCCCCGAGCGAAGAAGGAUAAGGAGCCAGUGGGUGUCGAAAAGGCGCGCAAAGAAAAAGUUCCUACCAAGGCUACCGUCAAGGGUGAUACAAGUGGUACUGGCAGGGGCAAGGACAAGGAGACCUCACACCUAAAGUCUGCCAAACCAGAUGCCAAAUUCAAGUCCUCUGAACGCAUUGAGGACUCUGAUGAAGAAGCCGAAGCAGCAGAAGUCGUCGCCAAGCCCAAGAAGCACGACGCAGGGAAAACGAAAUCAACGCCCGCCGUGAAGAGAAAGCCAGAACCAGCUCCUCUCAAAUCGGCCAAGUCGCCUCUCACAACCGCAUCCCCGAAAAAGACUGCCCACAAGUCCACGCUCUCAAGCUCGUCGUCAUCGAGUGGUAAUAACAGUGCCAGUGACAAGCCUCGUUCUGCCGCCACAGGCCCCUCCAAGUCGUUGAAACCCCAGAAUCAUCAGAAGCUGGAAAGUACGGCUUCCCGCAUUUCUCCACGGCCACGGCACGACAGUUCACCGCAGAAGCCGUCGCCCCUUGGCUCUUCACCUCCCACCACCUCGACUGACGUGGACCACUCCAGCUCCAGCAAGGCAUCAAAUCAAUCUUCAGCCCCAUCAUCUCCACCGUCCAGCACCGACAUGCCCCAAGCGAAACAGGGCAACAAAUACUCUCCUGUCAUCUCAGACAAAAGUAGGAACGUGUCUCGCGGCAGGAGUCCGGGUCCGAACACUGUGAAGCGCAAAGCCGCCCCUUCCGACGACGAUCGUCCUGCAAAACGGCAGCAUCAGCAACAAACGUCUACUUCAAGUCAUUCGACUCCCUUGCUGAAUGGUGCAGCCGAGCACCCUAUCCUAAAACGCCCUGGUGCUCCGAUCCGCACCGAUUCUGAACGAUCAUCCAGCCCCGAUAAACCAGGACCCAACCGGGCGGAUGUCAUUGAGGAGGCGAGAAGGUUUCAGAAGUAUUACAAACGCUACAAGGACCUUUACGACAAGAUAUCGCAGGUGGACGAGAAGGAGCGUGAUGACAAAGACAUGACUGACCUUUGGAAGAUGCACAAGCGGCUCAAGGAGAUGAAGGCCGAUAUCUGGGCCAAUUGGGGGAGAAUCGAGAAGCUCGGUAUGGCUGACACUAAUGGGGAGGUGAGAGCCAUGCUUGCUGUGGCAUGA
This is a messenger RNA of Fonsecaea nubica, 2250 nucleotides long. RefSeq lists its product as hypothetical. Lineage: Eukaryota; Fungi; Ascomycota; Eurotiomycetes; Chaetothyriales; Herpotrichiellaceae. The coding region runs from base 1 to 2250 and encodes 749 amino acids. The record is from RefSeq and is a predicted model, not a curated record. The transcript has a single exon.